UUCGGGUGCUGACGGGUAAACUUCCGGGUAUGUUUUUCGUCUUGCAGGGAGACACUCAGCGGGACCCCCCCCUCCCCAAAGAGGACAUGAUGAAUGUGAUCAAUAACUGACUGAGGCCUCUUGGAAAACCCUGUAUACCUGUCUAUCCACCUGCCUGACGUCAUGUCCAAACAGAAAGGUUCAGCUAAAACCCUGAUCAUCACAGACGAUGAGGAGGUCGAUGCUGAGGAGCUGAAUCCGUUCUCCUUCAAAGAGUUUUUACGCUGGAAGAACCAGGAUCCAGAUGAGGAGCCAGACCAAAACCAAGACCAACACCAAUAUGUAGACAAUAAGCUGACACAGAGCAAGUCAAGUGGUUAUCAGAGGUUGUUCGAUGUCGGUAACGUGACUUUUGACCCUGAGAUCAGGAGCUGUUUCUUCUCCGAGCCCUCUCUGGCACAACAGUCAGAGAUACAUGUAUCUCAGUCUAACCAGGGAGAGGAGGAGGAGGAGGAAUGGGGGCGGAGCUUUCUGUCAGGUGUAGACAGCACCUCCUCCCUUUGCACAGAGGGGGAGGAGGAGGAGGAGGAGGAUGGGGAGGAAGAGGAGACCAGGUUCUCAUCAAAACUUGAAGUCCAGCAGAAAGGAGGAGUAGAGAACUAUGAAGGAGACGAUGAGACCUCUAUUGCUGAACCGGUCACCUCCUGCAGACGGAAGAGCGGGAGGAUCAGUCAAAUACAACAGUUGAAGGAUGAGAACAUGUCCUUAAGGAGAACCAUCAGGGAACUUCAAAAGAAAUCAGAUGAUAAUGACCGCAGAGUGUUGGACCUGUCUGAGGAGCUGCUCCAGAGGAGGCGUCAGGAGGAGAGGGAGGCUCAGGAUCUGGAGAGCAUGGUUCACUCUGUGGAGCAGAACCUCCACCUGAUGACGAAGCGAGCAGUGAAAGCAGAGAGCAGUGUUUCCAAACUGAAGGUGGAGCUGCAGCAGCUGCAGGUGGAGGUUGAAUCUUUGCGGUUGGAGAAUGACAGUCUGAAGGCAGCAGAGUCGGAAGUUGUCAUGACGAUGAGACACAAUGCUCAGAUGGCGUCUAAGUACCUUAACAAAUCGGCGAGCCUUGCCCACUCAUCCAUCCGGCAGCUGUUGGGGGAAGCGGAGACACUCCAUUUGGUCUCUCAGCUGCUUCAGUCCAUCGACAAGAUUUCCAACAUUCAGUCAGAUUCCUGAAGUCCCCGAGACCCACUUCAGAGCUUCAGACGUCCACUUGAACCUCAUUUUUGAGACAGGAAGGAGAUGGUAUUUGUCAUGGAGCGGCCCUGAUAUGAUGAACUUUGUGGUCUGCAGGUCCAAGUCAUUUCAUAUCCUCUCAUUGUCCAGUGGAAAUAUCCUCAAUUCU
Molecule: messenger RNA, 1372 nt
Organism: Labrus bergylta (ballan wrasse)
Lineage: Eukaryota; Metazoa; Chordata; Actinopteri; Labriformes; Labridae
Gene: entr1
Product: endosome associated trafficking regulator 1
Biological process (GO): positive regulation of protein localization to cilium; regulation of cytokinesis; positive regulation of cilium assembly
Cellular component (GO): midbody; centrosome; ciliary basal body
Source: RefSeq, a predicted model, not a curated record